Rhipicephalus sanguineus (brown dog tick) is the source of this 3523-nucleotide messenger RNA. RefSeq names its product PHD finger protein 1. Gene Ontology annotation, biological process: regulation of DNA-templated transcription; chromatin organization. The coding region runs from base 227 to 2224 and encodes 665 amino acids. Gene Ontology annotation, cellular component: nucleus. Lineage: Eukaryota; Metazoa; Arthropoda; Arachnida; Ixodida; Ixodidae. The record is from RefSeq and is a predicted model, not a curated record. The transcript is spliced from 18 exons. Gene Ontology annotation, molecular function: chromatin binding; DNA binding.
UACGCCAUGUCCCGUGGAGCACUGCAGGGUGGCCGGGAAUUGAGGCUGCGGGUGCGUCACAAGAAGCCAAAGCGCCUACUGCGCAGUUGGUACAACCUGGUCGGAAAGGACCAGGCCAUCGCUAAUGGAGUUGAUCCAGCAGAUGAGGUGGGAAAAGAUAAACGGCAUAACAGCCAUGACAUGGAUGAACAGGUGCAGAGGGACGUAAAGCAUCGUCACAGAAAUCAUGAGUUGUCUGGUCAUGCUCUUGGAAGCUCUGGUGAGCAUGGUACUUUGGCCAAGGUGCGUCUCAAUGGCAAUGUCUUUCAUAGUGGCCCCCCAGAAAAGAUUGUCAAUGGGAAGUGCUACAAUCAACGUUCAGAUCCUGGCGCCACAUGUGCUGUUAACCCAUCUUCUGACGAGUCUGACUGUGGUUCAAGACAAUGACCUUGUCUGUAGCGUCUGCACCAUGGGCGAGUCGGAACCUCCAAAUGAGAUUGUCAUCUGUGACACUUGCAACAAAGGGUUUCACCAAACAUGCCAUACACCCAAGAUAAGUGACCAGGUUCUCCUGCCAAAUAUACCAUGGCACUGCCGAAACUGUGUUCCCGUUGGCUCUGUGCGGAAAAGUGCAAAAAACUACAAAAAUGGUAAAACGCACUCAUCACCAUUCACUUUGAAAAACAGCAGCCGUCGCAUCCAACUGCGAGUUUCACGUGCCCGGGUACAAAUGUUCAAGCUUGGCUUUCCAUAUAAUAUGAAGACAUUGCAGUGGGAUGAUCAGCACAAGGUGAACACCAAGAAUUGCUAUUGCUACUGCGGAGGACCGGGCGAGUGGAAUAUGAAGAUGCUUCAGUGUCGGUCAUGCCGACAGUGGUUCCAUGAAGCUUGCAUCCAAGGCCUUGAAACCCCGCUGCUAUAUGGUGACAGCUUUUACUACUUUACAUGCUCUGUGUGCAAUAAUGGGCCAGAAGUUGUCAAGCGGAUGCCCCUGACCUGGAUGGACAUUACUCAUUUGACAUUGUACAACUUGGUGAUGGAGCGUCGCAAAAAGUAUUACGACUUGGAUGACGUAAUCCUUCCAUACCUCAACUCUAUAUGGCUGGCAUUGCAGUUGCCAUCCGAUAUUUUUCGUUGUUCUGUCCGUGAAAGGCGAACAAACAUCUAUGGGUGCCUGUGCAGCGACAGAGCCAGGUUCAAAUCUGGUAAAGAAGUUAAAAAGCGAACAUCACUGUGGGGCCUUCGAAACAGAACUGCUCCCCCCAUUCCGGGAGAAGAGGCGCCACGGGAACUUCGAAGUGUUGUGCCUGCCUUACCUCCGCGUGCACCACUUUCCAAGCCUGCUCCAGGGGCCUGUAUAUAUGUCUACAGCCCACAAUCGAUGCGAGGGGUGCAGGCUUGCAACCGAACGCUUCAGCGAUCUCGGAGAAGCUGGAGCAGCACAGCUAGUGCAGAAAGCCACCAUGUAAAAGUCCGUGUAUUCAGGCGUGGUGUUGUAAAGGACAUGGUUGAAAUGCGAGGUCGAGAAAAUGGCCAGAAGAAAGCAAGAAGAAAAAGGCUUCAGAGCGGUCGCGUGAAGAACAAUGCCAGCCAUUCCAGCAAGUUGUCUAAUGGCCUAGGCAGAAGCAAGCCACAAGUUCGCAGUGUUAAGGUCCCACGUGAUCCAUUUGACAGCGACGAGGAAGCUGUGAGUUCAGGUACUGGAGAGGGCAGCACUUUCUUGGACGCCUUCAUACCACCCCUGAGGGAUUUUCAUGGUGGCAACCAUCCAUUCCGUGAUGAGGUACUCUUCCCACCACCACCUCGCCCAAGGCCAAGGCCUGGGAGGCCCCCAAAAAAGCGCACACUCCUAGUGCCACUCAAGCCAGCUAAGCUCAAGUUGCGUGGUUCCCAACGGAGGCUGUGUUUUGGUACUGCUGACACAGACUCUGAAGACUGUAGCAGUAUGAGCAGUACCUGUACAACCAGCACUGGUAGUGCAACCAGCUCUGGCACCACAACCAGCUCUAGUUCUACAUCCAGCUCUGGUACUAUAAGCAGCACUAGCACCACAAGCAGCACUGCCAGCUCACGUGUAGACUGCAGCACCCAGGGCCGGGGAUCGCUGCGGUGGAAGGAGACGCUUCGCAGUAGUGAAGCUGCCAGUAGUGAAAAGAGCCGCUUCAGUGUACUGGCCAAACGCAUUUCCUUUGACGGAAAAGUGCAGUACCUUAUAGACUGGGACAAUUGUGGAAGCAAAACAUGAUGGAUGGCUGAAUACACAACACUCUUCAGGACCUUCUUCUUCUUGACUGUGUGUUUGCUGGUGUGCAUGUGUGUGUGAAUUCAUGUGUUGGUGCAUUAUGAAACUGGCCAGAGACCUCAAGGAGUUGGUUUGGUGAAGCACCAUUGUACAGGCAGCUGCUACGGACUGCUUGAGUUUGUUUUCCUUUUCUGUUCUCUUUCAAAUGCCGCUUUUUUAUGAGUUGUUAGAUCUGCACAUACAUGUGAAAACAAGCCUUUCAAAAGUGAAAUAUACAGGACUCAUUGGUCAGGAGGUGCCCUCUGCUCUUUUUCGGAACGCAGCAACAAUUAGAAGGGAAGUUAAAUACAUUUUAUCACUAAUGUUACCUUUUGGAUGACUUCGAAAAUCAGAGUUGUCAAUAUUUAGUUUGUUUUUGGUGACAGCAAUGUUAAUGUGAACUGAAUUCGGCUCUCUACAACUGCCUACAUAAAUUAACUUUUUCUGCAAGUGCUUGUAGCGGACAUGUCAAGCAAGGCCUGCCAGCUGUGGUAUAGUUACGUGAACAAUUUUUGUACACCAUUUUUACAGCUAGUUCCUAAAUAAAUUACAGGUUUGUAAUAAAGACCAGUGAAAUCUACCCAUUUUCUAAUGUCUUCACAACUUAAUAGUGUUGCCUGAGAAGACCUCUUUCUUCUCAGUGUGAUACAGGACCUGCCAUGCUUUCUUCAAUGCGAGUUAACCGCAGUGUUAAUGUCAAUCAGUUAAUGCUCUUGAGGCACCAUGUGUGUUUUACAUCUGCUGAAACACUGCCAUUUUGCUUUCUAGGGUUUAUACAUUUCUCCUAGUCUUAUUUGCUUUUCCGGGGGGUCAAAACAAGUGGUUGGCCUUUUUUUUUCCACUUGCUCUCCCAACACUUACUUUUGAACUUUUUUACUUUCAGUGAUUUUUUUUUAUUCUGUGUCAGUUUUUGUUCACAUGCACAUGCUUGCUUAUAAUAGUUUCAUGUCAGAUGAUACUAAUUCGAUCAGCUUGGCACUGUUGACAGCGUUUCAGUUUAAGGUUCAGUGAGUUUUGGUAUGAUUUGAAGCCUCCUUCAGAUUUUAGCAAUUAGCCUAAAAUUCCUUCUCUACAGUUCGUUAUUUUACAGUGCACCUUUGUUUUUGGCUGUGGUACGUUGUACUUAAAGUGCUUUUCAUUCGGUAGUGGGCCUUGCUAGCACUGCACAUUAUUAAAUAUGAACCAAAGAGUAAUGACUCCAUCAGAUGUUACUGGGUGUUUGCAUCAAAGUGCUGUUAUAGUGAAAUAAAGUUAUAUUUACGA